GCAAGACCAGAUCUAAGCUGGUAGUUAAGCUUAGAGCUUCUCACGCAGGUCCCCCACAUCUGUACCCUAAAGUUCAGAGUGGGGAAGGAACCUUGACAUGGUGGUAGCCGUGGGAUUUUUAGGAACCAAAAACCAGAUUUUUUUUCCUCUUUUGAGAUGCUGGGGAAGCAGUGAAGGAGAGAGACCCUGAAGGCAAACAGAUAAGAGAUUCUAACAGAUGGCUUUCUGUUAUAAGGGAAGCUCCAGCUGUGAUCACUGGAGGGUCAUUAACAUUGCCAAGGCAAGUCACAAAAACCUGUUUUACUUGUUUGUUUUUUUUUCUAAAGAGUCACAUUACAGUAACCAAAGAUUCCAAGCUGUUUCCUGCCCUCCCCCCCAAUAGCUAAGGUAGACCGGGGGAAAAUGUCAUGCAAAGGAAAAAAAGCCAUACAACAGCAGCUAGAAUUAGACAAACUCCAGGAUGAGGAGAGCCAAAAGGAACAUGACAGACAGAUAGACAGGGCUGAGGCUGCCCACAAAAGAACUAUGGAGGCGAGACAAAAAGAGAGAGAAAGCACGAACUGGAAUUAGCAAGGGCUAAGCAGGAAGUACCAGCCAACCCUAACAACCCUUCUCCAGGUACUGCUUCCCAUUCCAGAAAAUUCCCCACCUACAAGGCAGGUGAUGAUACUGAGGCCUUCUUAGAAAAUUUUGCAAGAGCCCGCCUUGGGUACAGCAUCUCUACAGACCAGUAUAUGAUAGAGCUGAGGCCACAGCUCAGUAGACCCUUAGCAGAGUUGGCGGCUGAAAUGCCUAAGGAACGCAUGAAUGAUUAUAAACUUUUUCAAACCAAGGCCAGAAUCAGAAUGAGGCUAACACCUGAGCAUGCCCGUCGGCGGUUCUGAGCCCUAAGGUGGAAACCAGACGUGUCAUUUACCCGACACAUCUACCACAUUGGAAAAAAUUGGGAUGCCUGGAUAUCAGGAGCAAGUGCUGAAUCUGUGGAAGCUCUAUCCUUCCUAAUGCAAAUGGAGCAGUUCUUAGAGGGUGUUCCUGAGGAAACUGAAAGAUACAUCCUAGAUGGGAAGCCCAAAACUGUAACCGAGGUGAGGGAGAUUGGAGCUAAAUGGGUGGAAGUGGCAGAAAAGAAAACAACUACUAGCAAUUGGAGCGAAUAUCAGAGGGGGCAAACCGAAACCAAACUCUAUCACCAGGGGCAAACCAAGGCCCCACCUACAACCCAAGGAAAGCCCCACACACCUUACUGUCCCACCUCACCAGUCUCCAGCAACCCACCUCGGCCCAGUGACCAGUCAGCUGGGCGAUGUUUUAAAUGUAAUGAACUGGGACAUAUAAAGGCCCACUGCCCCAAGAACCCCAACCGAGUACAGUUCAUUACACCACAAUCACACCAAAGAUCUCCAGGCCCAGAUGCCUCUCAAAUACCCUCGGAGCGAAGGGAAACCUUGAAAGUGGGCAGAAAGAAGGUUAUCACAUGGAGGGACACUGGGGCACAAGUGUCAGCUAUCCACCAAUCCUUAGUGGAUCCCCAAUUCAUCAUCCCAGAGGCCCAAGUGACAAUUCACCCAUUCAUGUCAAACUCUGUAGACUUGCCUACAACUGAGUUGCCUGUCCAGUACAAGGGCUGGUCAGGAAUGUGGACUUCUGCAGUCUAUGACAAUUAUCCCAUCCCCAUGCUACUGGGAAGACUUGGCCAACCAUGUGAAUCUGGCCAAGAGGGUGGGAAUGGUCACACGCACCAGGCCAAGCAAGCUUCCACCCCCAUCCCUGUUCCUGAGCCGCCCACCAGGGCCCUGUCUGUGUUACCAGAGACUCAGACAGAGGUGAUGGAACUGGAUCUUCUACCCAUGAAUGCUACAGCCACAGUGAAUCCAGUCCCAGAACCGGAACUGGCAAAGCAACCAGCACCAGAACCGUUGCCAGCACUGACUCCAGCGCUUGCAAAUCCAUCUACAAUUCCAACACCAGGGGACAUCAGCGGGCCUGAACUGACAGAAGCAGCAGACAACCCUACCCAAGAGGCUCAGCCAGAGCCUGAAAUAUCACACGGUGCACCAUCGGAGAGCAGUUCACAAUCAACAAAAACAACCCCAUCACCUACAUCGCUUCCAGAGGGACCAAGCCCAAGUCCACAGUCUAAGGAGGAACUGAUGUCUCCAGCAUCAAGGGAAUAGUUCCAGGCUGAGCAGGAAGCAGAUGACAGCCUUCAGAAAACUUGGGUGGAGACACGGAGCACCUCAUCGCCUUUCAGCUCUUCUAACCGAUCCCGGUUUGUUGUAGAACAAGGACUUUUAUACAAGGAGACUCUUUCUGGUGGACACCAGGAAGACUGGCGUCCUCAAAGACAGUUGGUAGUUCCAACUAAGUACCGGGUAAAGCUCUUAAGCUUAGCCCAUGAUCAUCCCAGUGGCCAUUAUGGGAUGAACAGAACCAAAGAUAGGUUGGGGAAGUCCUUCCACUGGGAGGGAAUGGGCAAGGACGUUGCUAAUUAUGUCCGGUCCUGUGAGGUGUGCCAAUGAGUGGGAAAGCCCCAAGACCAGGUCAAAGCCCCUCUCCAGUCCCUCUCCAUAAUUGAAGUCCCAUUUCAGCGAGUAGCUGUGGAUAUUCUGG
Gopherus flavomarginatus (Mexican gopher tortoise) is the source of this 2610-nucleotide messenger RNA. RefSeq lists its product as uncharacterized. Gene Ontology annotation, molecular function: zinc ion binding; nucleic acid binding. The transcript has 2 exons. Bases 1002 to 2174 code for a protein of 390 amino acids. Lineage: Eukaryota; Metazoa; Chordata; Testudines; Testudinidae. The record is from RefSeq and is a predicted model, not a curated record.